This is a messenger RNA of Gopherus flavomarginatus (Mexican gopher tortoise), 1835 nucleotides long. RefSeq names its product secreted protein C-like. NCBI's taxonomy places the organism in Eukaryota, Metazoa, Chordata, Testudines, Testudinidae. The coding region runs from base 576 to 1550 and encodes 324 amino acids. The record is from RefSeq and is a predicted model, not a curated record. The transcript has 9 exons.
GAGAAAUCUAGCCACCUUUCACCGCCCGUGCAAAGAGAGAAAUCACCAUCGCUAUCCCCCGACGCGUUCACCAGCAGCUCGGGCGCGCUCGUCAAACCUUCCGUCGCACGCCCGGGCAAUGUUACGUCUCCGCGGCAAGGGAAAGACGUUGGUCAGGGGCUAAUUCAAGGCAGGCGCGCUCUGGGAGCGAGCGGCCCGUUCGCUUGGUUGUACCCAGAUGUCGUCUUUCUCGCCGCUCCGCAGUUGGAACCGGAGGCGAGGCAGCCAGGAGCCCGGCACGGCCGGCCGGCGGGGUGGGAUGAGAUGGGAUCAGAAGGGGAGCCAGCUUGAUUUCGGUUCCCCUUUACUCUGUCCCCCGGGCGUAGCUGCCCGGCUGUUGUCAGAAAUCACACCCUGGAAGCAGGUAGGGAUUGGAAAGGGGUCAGGCUAGCGGAUUUUUAUUUUUAAAUCUACUGGACUGGCUGCAGUGCCGAGCUAAGGUCAGGCAAACGAGCUCUCAUCAGGCGAGCUCAGGUCAGGCGAACGAGCUCACGUCAGGCGAACAAGCUCAGGUCAGGCGAGCUCAGGUCAGAUGAAUGAGCUCAGGUCAGGUGAGCUCAGGUCAGGCGAACGAGGUCAGGUCAGGCGAGCUCAGGUCAGGCGAACGAGCUCGGGUCAGGCGAACUCGACUCAGGCGAACGAGAUCACGUCAGGCGAGCUCAGGUCAGGUGAACGAGCUCAGGUCAGGCGAGCUCAGGUCAGGUGAACGAGCUCACGUCAGGCGAACGCGCUCACAUCAGGCAAGCUCAGGUCAGGUGAACGAGCUCACGUCAGGCGAGCUCAGGUCAGGCGAACGAGCUCACGUCAGUCAAGCUCAGGUCAGGCGAACGAGCUCAGGUCAGGCGAGCUCAGGUCAGGCGAACGAGCUCACGUCAGGCGAGCUCAGGUCAGGCGAACGAGCUCACGUCAGGCGAGCUCAGGUCAGGCGAACGAGCUCAGGUCAGACGAACUCAGGUCAGGUCAGGCGAACGAGGUUAGGUCAGGCGAGCUCAGGUCUGGCGAACGAGCUCAGGUCAGACGAACUCAGGUCAGGUCAGGCGAACGAGGUCAGGUCAGGCGAGCUCAGGUCAGGCGAACGAGCUCAGGUCAGGCGAACGAGCUCAGGUCAGGUGAGCUCAGGUCAGGCGAACGAGCUCAGGUCAGGUGAGCUCAGGUCAGGUGAACGAGGUCAGGUCAGGCGAACGAGGUCAGGUCAGGCGAGCUCAGGUCUGGCGAACGAGCUCAGGUCAGGUGAGCUCAGGUCAGGCGAACGAGGUCACGUCAGGCGAGCUCAGGUCAGGCGAACGAGCUCAGGUCAGACGAACUCAGGUCAAGUCAGGCGAACGAGGUCAGGUCAGGCGAACGAGGUCACGUCAGGUGAGCUCAGGUCAGGCGAGCUCAGGUCAGGCGAACGAGGUCACGUCAGGCGAAUGAGGUCACGUCAGGUGAGCUCAGGUCAGGCUAGCUCAGGUCAGGCCAGGCGAACACCCGGGCUCUGGGCCCUGCCUGGCAAGCAGAGGAGGCUCGGCUGAAAUUAGCCGCCCAGAAGAGCGCGGAAGGGAUGUGAUGAAGACGACGGAGCUGCUCGCGAAUGCUGUUGUGACUGUACUUGCCUGGCUGUGGGCGUGUGCGUGCGUAUGGGUGUCGUUCGCUGUGUAAUUCUCUGGAAAUUGUGUUCAGUGACGUUGUUGGCUUCUUUUGAGAGCGUAGACAGCGACGCCUAGUGACAGCUACGUGGGGUUUGGCAACACCCGGGUGGGUCCAUUGGGCUGGUUGGGGAUGAUGGUUCUGGGCCGGGUAGGUCCAUGGGGCUGAUU